Molecule: messenger RNA, 468 nt
Organism: Lichtheimia ornata
Lineage: Eukaryota; Fungi; Mucoromycota; Mucoromycetes; Mucorales; Lichtheimiaceae
Exons: 2
Coding region: 1-468 (155 amino acids)
Source: RefSeq, a predicted model, not a curated record
AUGAGAGUUCUCAAGACGUCUUCGCAUUGCCUCUUUUGGCAACAGGAUACGGAUCUCAAAGCAAGAAUGCUGUAUGGUUGGCUCAAUGGUAUGCGUGGUAUUGGAUCUACAGAGCGAAACCUGUUAAUUAACGAGACUUACAAUGAAACAGCAGCAGCACAUACUGGAUCGGAUGGAUACAAGGUUAUUUGCAAGCAUCAAUGGAAUGGUAUUGGGAAUACCUCAAGGUACAGUGCAUCAUUGUGGGAUUGGUUGGAUUCAAGUGGACUUACCAAACACCAUACAGUGGCAGAUCCUCUUUCGGCGAUACUAUUAUUAUCAAGGCUGCACGUCAAGGACGUCAUUGUACUACACUUUCCUGUGGAGCUCUACAUAUUGUGCCCGGGGACAGCGCGACUCAUGUUGCGGCCUCAGGGAUUUAAAAAUGCAUCCUCUGUUCGCACGGCUCCAUCGUUUUACGGCUAUUGA